This is a messenger RNA of Miscanthus lutarioriparius, 1950 nucleotides long. Lineage: Eukaryota; Viridiplantae; Streptophyta; Magnoliopsida; Poales; Poaceae. The record is from the annotation of a GenBank genome assembly.
AUGAGAGCCGCGGCGGCCUCUGCGAUCCGCAGGCUAUUCCCCCGCUGCAGCAUCAGCAUCGGCAUCAGCGGCAGCGGCAGCGGCGGGUCGCACUGGCACUCACAGAAUCAGUCCCGCUACUACUUUAAUCCCCACUGGGAUUACUCUAAUCGCCUGGCGCGACCUCGCGCGCUGCUUAAUUUCUCGCCAUGCCACCCUCGGGGGUCGUCGCUUUCUCCCCCUCCGACUCCUGCCGUGGCGUCUCUGCUAUUCUUCUCCAGCCUCUCGGGAACAGAGGAGGAGGAGGAGGCGGUGGUGCUGGACAUGGACGCCGGCACGGUGCGGUGCGCGGCCAACCAGGCGCCGCUGUCCCCCAUCAGCUUCAUCGAGCGCGCCGCCGCCGUCUACGGGCCCCGCCCCGCGGUGGUGUACGGGGACCGGCGCCACACGUGGGCGGAGGUCCGGGGGCGCUGCCUCCGCGUGGCGGCCGCGCUCGCCACACGCUUCGGCGUCGCGCGCGGUGAUGUGGUCGCUGUCCUCAGCCCCAACGUGCCGGCGAUGUACGAGCUGCACUUCGCCGUGCCCAUGGCCGGCGCGGUGCUCUGCACGUUCAACACGCGGCACGACGCGGCCAUGGUGUCGUUGCUGCUGAAGCACUCCGGCGCCAAGGUGUUCGUCGUCGAGUCAAACCUCCUCGACAUCGGGAGAGCCGCGUUGAAGCGCCUCGGCGAGUCCAACUCCGCCGCCGCCGCCCUUCCGGUUCUGCUCACCAUCUCAGACGACACCGACUCCGACGACUACGAGGAUCUCGUCAGGAACGGCCCCGCCCGGUUCGACAUCCGGUGGCCGGCGGACGAGCUGGACCCGAUCUCUCUGAACUACACGUCCGGCACGACGUCGCGGCCCAAGGGCGUGGUUUACAGCCACCGGGGCGCGUACCUCAACACCAUCGCCACGGUGCUCGCGUACGACAUCACCGCCAUGCCGACGUACCUGUGGACCGUGCCCAUGUUCCACUGCAACGGCUGGAACCUGCCGUGGGGCGUCGCCAUGCAGGGCGGCACCAACGUGUGCCUCCGCCACUUCACCGCGGAGGUCAUCUUCGACAGCAUCGCGCGCCACGGCGUGACGCACAUGGGCGGCGCGCCCACGGUGCUGAACAUGAUCGUCAACGCGCCGCCCGCGGAGCGGAGGCCGCUGCCGGGGCCCGUCCGCGUCAUGACGGGCGGCGCGCCGCCGCCGCCGCGCGUCCUGUUCGCGGUGGAGGAGCUCGGCUUCGUGGUGUACCACAUCUACGGCCUCACGGAGACGUACGGCCCGGCGACCGUGUGCACGUGGAUGCCCGAGUGGGACGCGCUGCCGGCGGAGGAUCGCGCGCGGCUCAAGGCGCGACAGGGGUUCCACCACAUCGCGAUGCAGGACGCGGACGUCAAGAACCCAACAACGAUGGAGAGCGUGCCGCACGACGGUGAGACGGUGGGCGAGGUGAUGUUCCGAGGCAACACCGUGAUGAGCGGCUACUAUAAGGACCUCAGGGCGACCAUGGAGUCGAUGGCCGGCGGGUGGCUGCACACCGGGGACCUCGCCGUGCGGCACCCCGACGGGUACAUCGAGCUCAAGGACCGGGCCAAGGACAUCAUCAUCUCGGGCGGCGAGAACAUCAGCUCCAUCGAGGUGGAGUCGGUGAUCUUCAGCCACCCUGCCGUGCUCGAGGCGGCGGUCGUGGCGAGGCCAGACGACCACUGGGGCGAGACUCCGUGCGCGUUCGUCAAGCUCAAGGACGGCGCCAGCGCUACGGAAGCGGAGAUCAUAUACUUUUGCCGGGAGAGGCUGCCCCACUACAUGGCGCCCAAGACGGUGGUGUUCGAGGAUUUGCCCAAGACUUCAACGGGGAAGACGCAGAAGUUUGUUCUCCGUGAUAAGGCUCGCGCCAUGGGCAGCCUGACAAAGAUUGCCAGUAGCAAAAUGUAA